This is a messenger RNA of Quercus robur (English oak), 653 nucleotides long. RefSeq lists its product as uncharacterized. The record is from RefSeq and is a predicted model, not a curated record. NCBI's taxonomy places the organism in Eukaryota, Viridiplantae, Streptophyta, Magnoliopsida, Fagales, Fagaceae. The transcript is spliced from 2 exons. The coding region runs from base 198 to 482 and encodes 94 amino acids.
AAGCACGAGUCAUAUAGUCUUUUGCUUCGCUGGCGUGAGAAUGUAGUUGUGGGUGAGCUCUAAAGCUGCCACGUAGAGCGAGCUGCACAAACGUGUAAGCUUCGUGGCCUUGAAGGAGGAAAAUUCAGCACCAUUCUCUUCUCUUCUCACAUACCACCACAGCUUUGUUAGAGAGAGAGAGAGAGAGAGAGAGAGUAAUGGAAGAGAUCAGGUCGUCGCCACCGCCAACAGCCGCAAGUACCACGGAGAGAGAACAAAAAAUGUCAGCGACGUCACGGUUGAAGAAGGAUUGUAGUUGGUUCGCAGUUUCAGUGCAAGAGGGUUUUAGCUAUGUCAAAGCCUUCUUCUUUGGCCUGGCGAAAAAAAUGACGGCAAAGAAGGAGAGGGAAGCGACUGAAGCUGAUCUAAAGGCUGCUAAGAUGCAGGUUGAAGCUACUGAUGCUGCCGAGGAAACCAAGAAGAGACUUGACAAAUCUAUGUAAUUGACUAAUUGUUGUACACAAAAUUUGUAUUAUUAGAAAUGACAAAUUAAUGAAAGUAUGUUUUUGGCUUUCAUAAAAAAAAGGGGAAAUAUGGAGGCUCAUUACCAAUGAGGAAGGAUGAUAUGGUGUUGCAAAUCUUAAUUUAUUUAGGAUGAUUUUGUCAUGAAAGUG